UUGCAGAGUUCUGAACGCACUGAAGUUGGCAGAAACGAGAGCGCAGGAUCAGCAGGCAUUGACUUUAAUCAAGUUGAGGCCUGGUUAACAGUGGAAAUCUGCCUCAGUGAGGCGCUUAUUCCAGCAAGGACGAAAGCGUCGGCGGUGGCGGAUGUGGCCGCAGUGCUUGAGGCAGCCCGACCUGAUGUAACGCCAAAUACCGAUUUACAAAAGAAAUUUUUGAACGACCUGCAAGUUUACCUUCUGAAGGAGACUCGCAAAGCCUUGAGGCUGCUGGCAGGGCGGUGCCUUGAGACCGAGGAUGCUCCUGCGGUGGGAGGCCUUAGUGAGGUCAAUUUGCGCAUUUUCGCGCAGGAGGCCGAAUUUUUCGGCAAUCUUUCCUGGGCAAACUACUACUUACAGGCUUUUUUUUUCAAAUCUUACAGUUUGGUAAAUCUUGGAAUUGUGCUUGCUGGAUUGGUUGAAUUGGAUGCGGCGAAACGGAUUUUGGAAGACGCGUCAGACAUUCACAAUUCUAGUGCUACUGUUUGGAUCAUCUUGGGUAAGGUGAACGUAGAUUCGGUCUUCUACGAAUUGAUUGACGAUAAUUGGAACCGCAAACGUGCUCUCGACAUGCUGAGUCGAUUAAGGUCUUCCCACGGCACAAACCACUCGCCAGGAGACUGCGAAUCGCAGAGCGAAAUCGGACAGCCUGACCACCUGCCGAAAUACGAGCACUGUACUGAAUUGGUUGAGACCAUUGACUGGUUGCUGGAGUUAAACGCUUUUUCAUUUGCUGACAGGGGACUCGCUAGGCUGUUGAUACAUUUGAAGGAAUACCGAUCAGUUUGUACGAAUCCUGGCUCCGAAGACUGUGCGCCUGGUGACCUUCGACUGCCCAAUCACGUUCCAAGGUCAAGUAGGUGCUACAGGAGUUACAUGAACGACCUCGCCGCCUACCACCGACAAGCUGCACGUCUUCUUAUGCGAUGCGUCGCCGGACCCAAGCAGCAUUGUAAGGCAGAACUCGAACUCAGGGCGUCAGUCGAGGCACAGCCAGAAAGUGCGGAGAGUUGGUGUUGGCUUGGGAGGCUGCGUUGCCUUCAGACGAACUGGACAGAAGCCAUUAAGUGUUUUGAAACAGCACAGCAACUGCAGACCUGGCCAGUUAGACAGCAUCGGCUGGUUCAAAUGCAGCUGGCCCGUUGUUACCUGGAUAGCGGCUUAUUUCAGCAGUGUAAAAUGCAGUUUCUCGACUGCUGCAGUCAGCAGGCGACUUCUGAGUCGUGGAAGGGAGUUGGAUUGGCUUGUUACCGCGUACGUAACCUGUGGUGCCUCAAUCAACUUCCUGUGAAUCUGUUUCAGCUGAACGAGUUGGAAGAAGCUCAGGUGGCUUUUGAAGAAUCAAAUCGCUUGAAUAACCGCGACGCGGAGGUGUGGGCCUACCUGGCUAUUUUGUGUCUCAAGGCUAACAAACCAACUCAUGCUGAAAUGUGUCUUCAUUACGUCAACUUGACGAUGACAUUGAUCAUGAAGCAGAUCGGGCCAACUCCUUGUGUCUCCUCUACUGCGAGCAUGUCGGCAUUUCAGCCAAUUGUCGCCCUCCACCACAAGCGCAACAACAAGAAAGACGAGAAGAAUGCGGAGACGGCUACAGAGCACUGGACCCAACACAGAUUGUGGACUUGCUUUCUCGUGAAUCCAGACUUGUCACGAGUACUGCACUGCCCUUGUGCUCGCUCCGUGCACUUUCCCACCGCUCCUAACUGUGUCUUCUUUUUCUUCCUCGUUGUUGUCAUCGCCGUCAUCGUUGCAUAG
Mesocestoides corti is the source of this 1797-nucleotide messenger RNA. The record is from the annotation of a GenBank genome assembly. NCBI's taxonomy places the organism in Eukaryota, Metazoa, Platyhelminthes, Cestoda, Cyclophyllidea, Mesocestoididae.